This is a messenger RNA of Pelmatolapia mariae (spotted tilapia), 3081 nucleotides long. RefSeq names its product neurotensin receptor 1 (high affinity) (gene ntsr1). Gene Ontology annotation, cellular component: plasma membrane. Gene Ontology annotation, biological process: neuropeptide signaling pathway. Gene Ontology annotation, molecular function: G protein-coupled neurotensin receptor activity. The record is from RefSeq and is a predicted model, not a curated record. Bases 58 to 1284 code for a protein of 408 amino acids. The transcript is spliced from 4 exons. NCBI's taxonomy places the organism in Eukaryota, Metazoa, Chordata, Actinopteri, Cichliformes, Cichlidae.
CGCGUCGGCACAUAUCCACUCGGCUUGCUCAGUUGUACCUUUUCGUUCCAUACCUUCAUGAAGAAAAGCAGAAUGGAUUUAAACUUCACGCUCUCGGGGAGCGACUUGAUCGGCUUUGGCUCGUUGGCGCAGAAACUUUUUGAGAAUAACUCACUGCCUCCAUUUGAUAACAGCACCGUCGGUCCCAAAAGUAAUGAGGAGGACCUGGAAGUUAAUACGAAUGUGUACGCAAAAGUCAUUGUCACUAUCAUUUACUUGGCUCUGUUCGCCAUAGGCUCCCUCGGCAACUCCAUCACCAUUUAUACCCUGAUUACCAGAAAGACGCUGCAGAACCUCCAGAGCACCGUACACUAUCACCUGGCCAGUCUCGCCGUGUCGGACCUGCUCAUCCUGAUCCUGUCCAUGCCUAUUGAGCUCUACAACUUUAUCUGGUUCCAUUACCCAUGGGUGUUCGGGGACGCCGUGUGCAGGGGUUACUACUUCCUCCGGGACAGUUGCUCUUAUGCCACCGCGCUUAACAUCGCCAGCCUGAGCGUGGAGCGCUACAUGGCCAUCUGCCACCCAUUCAAAGCCAAGAGCAUCAUGUCCCGCAGCCGCACCAAGAAACUCAUCAGCGCCAUGUGGCUCGCUUCCUUCGCCCUCGCGACACCGAUGCCCUUCAUCAUGGGCCAAGGGAUGCGUAACGGCGAGAAGAUAUGCACCACUGUGGUCUCUCCGGUCACGGUGAAGACCGUGCUGCAGGUAAAUGCAUUCCUGUCCUUUGUCAUACCGAUGGUGGCCAUAUCUGUUCUGAAUGGGGUCAUUGCCAAUCAGCUGUUGCGGAUGUUCCGUGAGGCUGAGCAAGACAACCGUGUCUGCAUGAUUGGCACAAAUCCCACCAUGCUGAAUUUCACCGUGGAGUCCAACCGUGCUCAGUCGCUACGCCACGGAGUUCUUGUUCUCCGAGCUGUGGUCAUAGCCUUUGUGGUCUGCUGGCUGCCCUAUCACGCUCGCCGUCUCAUGUUUUGCUACAUAACUGAGUGGUCAGAUGAGUUAUAUGACUUCUACCACUAUUUCUACAUGCUGACCAAUGUCCUGUUCUACGUCAGCUCGGCCAUAAACCCUGUCCUCUACAACCUGGUAUCAGCCACCUACCGUCAGAUCUUCUUCUCCACGUUGCGGUACUUCUGCAUGCCCUGCCGUCACACAAACAGGAAGCAACCAUACCCCCUCAACCGCCACUCCAUUAGCAUCUCCAGUAGCCACACCCUUUCCACUAACAUCAUUAAAGAGACAGCAUACUGAUUAAGCUGCAGAUAAACACACUUUCUUUCACGUUGUCAUAAAUUCAUACAUUGCCACAUCUUGAUUCCAUUUUCCCAGAGGAAAUUCUGGCAUUGAGUUGGAGAAUGUGGUCACCAUCAUCGUCAUGUGAGGUUAAAUUCUCACUCAUUAAAUGCUCUGAUUUAAUUUCAGACACAUUUUCUCAUGGAUUAUUGUGUUUCAUACCUUUAACAUGAGAUUGUUAAAUCAAAAAAGAAAAUACGAUGGAUGGAAGAAGAGGGGGGGGAAAGGCAAGACUUUACAAAAGAUACUGAUGUAAAUUAUUUAUACUGUAUGUUUGUACAUAUAUGUUUUUAUUUCACCAAUCAUUGAAAUGAAUUUAAUGGGUGGUGUACCUCACUGAUUCAGUUUUUCUAAACAUUUAGCUUAUGUAACUCCUAAAAGUAUUUUCUCAAAAACAACGCCUUGUAGAAAUAUUUUGACCACAACAACAGCUAUGAUGUAACCUUCCUUUCGGAUGGAUUGAUCUGAGGAGAAACCUAGCUUUGAUGUUAGAAAAAACAGUGCAAGGAACAUGUAUUUCUCUAAAAUCUAAGUUGUAUUGACAGCUGUAUAGGAAGAAUCUCUUGCAUCAUUAAAAUUUACUUCUCUUGUGUGAUUUGGCUUUUGCAGAACAAGCUUUUCAGCUAAAUUCUUGGUGAAAAUGAGGCAAAUCUACAUAAUAGAGAGUCCUCAUUGCUUCAACGCUGAUAUUCAUUUAGCAAUUUUACAUACUAAUCAAUACUAUUGGCAGUUUUUAGAAACUGUGAAAUUACUGUGGACAGAACAGAAGUGGCUGUAAUUGAUUAUUUAAAGUAUUUCAAGAACCAGCAGAGGCCAUUUGGAGGAAAUUGCAGUGGAUGCAUGGAUGCAAAUAUCCUCACAUGGAGAAAAGAGUAGUAACAGAUACAGUGCUGCAGAAGCUGACAGAGAUGUGGGAAGCAAAGAUUUUCUUCAGGACCAACACAACGAUGUAGAAACAAUCUGAAUGGUUAAAACACACAAGCUGCUAGAAAGGAUUAACAACAUGAUGUUGGGAAUUACAAACAUUGUGAUUUAACUUGGGGUUAUUGUGUCAGAUAACUAAACACCCUACAAGGAUGUGGGGUAAAAAAUCUCUCAGCCUCUGUUGAUAAAGGAUGCCUAAUGAUAACCUGACAGAGCAUGGUUUAGGGAUGAAUAACAUACUUUCCUUUUGGUGCAAUCCAUAGUUAAGUCUGCAGUUAAAAAUUGUUUUACUCUUCACAUUUUGUUUCUGACUGUUCCAUUCCUGCAAAGUAUUAUUUAUAUUAAAAAAAAAAACAGACUCCAAUCAUACAGGUCUCCUAAUCUGGAAAAGAUGUUGUGUGGCAGCCACAGUAACCAAAUCAGCUCUCGUUGUUUUAAAUAGGAAGAAGGGGAAAAAAGAAAAAGACAGACGUUGAUAAUUCCUUCAUUGCAAUAAUUAGAUUGACAUUUUUCACUUUAUAAGAGACAGUCUGAUCACACCUAUCUUCUGUGUGGGAAUAACAUCGACAUCUGGUUGUCUGUGAUUCUUUAGCUAUCAUCCGGUCACCAGUUUUAAUCAGGGAGUAGUUUAUGUUCAGAGUUUUGAUUCAAUUUUCAUUCUUUUCCUGGUGAUAUGCAGACUCAUUGCUGAUAUGGAAUAAGUGUUAUACUUGCAACCUGCUGAAUGAGAAUUUUAUCUACACAAAAAAGGGAAACAAAAAGGGGAAAAAUCUGUUUAUAGGCUACUUAUCAGUGAGGAGGUGAACAGUAAAAAAACAAACAUAAAAAAAA